Messenger RNA from Lodderomyces margitis, 651 nucleotides. Its product is annotated as GIG1 family protein. Bases 1 to 651 code for a protein of 216 amino acids. Gene Ontology annotation, biological process: N-acetylglucosamine metabolic process. Gene Ontology annotation, cellular component: cytoplasm. NCBI's taxonomy places the organism in Eukaryota, Fungi, Ascomycota, Pichiomycetes, Serinales, Debaryomycetaceae. The transcript has a single exon. The record is from RefSeq and is a predicted model, not a curated record.
AUGACGAUCCAGCCUAAGGUCAAAACUGGUGGUCCAUUCACCUGGACUCAAAUCCAACAAAUUGUAAACGCAAACCAACUUGAGUCAUUUGCUAGAAGUGAAGAACAAUACUAUAAAUACCAACAAUUUAAAAGCGAUUUGUCAUCACAGGGUAUAACCUUAAACGACCACGUACUCAAAGACGAAUUACAAUGGAAACAAAGCGACAUUCGUUGUCAAACAUCACCAGCAACUAAAUCAUUACCAAGGGAGUAUUCAAUAUCACAGCCACAAGACUUGAUUUUCUAUAGUGACGACGAUAUAAAGAUUAUUUAUAACAAGUUUCCUUACUAUUUCAAAGACUCAGUGAUUCAUUUAUGUGUUUGGUCGAAAUUAAUCAUACCUGAUGAUAUCAAUUCCCCUGAGGGUGAUAUAUCGCCACUCACAAAAAGAAUCAUUGAACGAUAUUUGAAAAAGACAUUUAUUGAUAAGGGGGUACUGAAGAACAACUUAGUGUGGUUUAGAAAUUGGACAAGUUUACAAAGUGUUAGAAGUGUAAGCCAUAUUCAUGUGCUUCUACACGAUGUUGAUGAUGGGCUUAUUCAGAAACUUCUUGGAACUUCAGGCAAUACUUUGACCUUGGAGGAUUACAAAGAGUUGUUGGAUGAAUAG